Molecule: messenger RNA, 6912 nt
Organism: Megalobrama amblycephala (Wuchang bream)
Lineage: Eukaryota; Metazoa; Chordata; Actinopteri; Cypriniformes; Xenocyprididae
Gene: ptpro
Product: protein tyrosine phosphatase receptor type O
Exons: 27
Coding region: 439-4152 (1237 amino acids)
Biological process (GO): regulation of glomerular filtration; podocyte differentiation; peptidyl-tyrosine dephosphorylation involved in inactivation of protein kinase activity
Cellular component (GO): GABA-ergic synapse; glutamatergic synapse; plasma membrane
Molecular function (GO): protein tyrosine phosphatase activity; cadherin binding; Wnt-protein binding
Source: RefSeq, a predicted model, not a curated record
UGUGAUGAGAUUCAGUCUUCUUGUGUUCAGAGAUUCAGGGCGGGGCGACAGAUGGCCGUGUCUCAAAUCCUGCUCAUCUGCCUAGAUAGAAGUCAGCGUGUGAGCGUCACAGGCGCGCGACGCACGGUCAGAAUCAGGGCGCGCCGGAGGAUUUGAGACGCGCCCCGAGAGACAGAAACCCGCUGCUGCGCUUCAUUAGAGCCUCCGCGCGUCUCCAUCAUUCAUCCGUCCCGCAGAGCCGAACCACACACCCGAUACCGAGCACACAGAACCGAGGCCGGCGGCAGAUGGACGGAACACACGCGCUCUGACGGCAGAAGCUUCACUCGUUCAUGUUCGGCUCGGUUCGGGGCCAGGUCCGAUCGCAGUUCGACCACUCGCUAUUGUUCGGAUGUGCUACACUGAGAAUCAAAGAGUCCGAUUGAUUCCCGACCGAACAUGAGUUCUGCUCUCCGCUGGGUUUUAUCGCUGUGCUUCUUCAUCAUCAUCAUCUUCAUCAUUCAGAGCGCGGCUCCGUUCCAGGUAACGUUACUGGAUGACGAGCGGAUGCUGAUGUCGCUGGACGCUGAUGACGUGAGGCCGGACGUGUCCGUGUACGCGGUGCGGGUGUCCGGAGAGCCGCGCACGCACACGCUGUUAUUCCCCAGACCCGCCGACGGUCAGACGCUUCCGCGGCCGCUCCAGUUCAACGCCUCGUACCACGGCCUGUGUUACUCCGUCAGUCUGAUGCUCGGGAACGACAGCAGCGGGUCCAGAGCGGCCAGAACCGUCCCUGUGCUGACCAAGCCUCUUCCUCUAGACAGCGUUGAGAUGUCUGAUUACGGUCCGUCUCCAGAGACCGGCGUGGUGUUUCAGAUCCGUUCUCCGGACAGGAACAUCUACACCAGAGUGAACAUCAGCUUCACGGAGGGCCGUCAGCAGCGCUACAUGCUGUACAAAGAUUUCCACCAAGGGAAAACAGUCUUCAAGCACUGGCUGUCGGGCACGUGUUACACCAACAUCACCUUCCAGCUGAUCUCAGAGGCCACGGUCAACAGGAGCUCGCUGGUCAGCCGCAGCCAGAUCCUCCACGAGCCCCGUCAGCACCGCACCGUCCCAAACCCUCCUCUCAACGUGUCGCUCAAAAUCAUCCCCCUCAGCGGCCGAGGAACGCCUGGAACUGACCUGCACGGGGCCGUUCUGAAGGCAUCCCAGAAUGCAUCAUUCCUCCGCAGGACACGUGACGUCCCUUCAACUGAAGAGCAGGAAGAGGCGGAUCCUGAGGAGAUCGAUGUUACCCAAACGCCUCUGAACGCGUCCGUCACCGCCACCGACAGCAGCACAGCUGAACCCGCGCGUGAGAACAGCACUGAGUCACUGUGGGCGGAGCCAACGGGGAGCCCCGCCCCCACUGCAGAGGGGGAGGAGGAGUUUGUCAAUGCAGUGGUUCCAGAAUACGAGGACUCUAAUGAACCGGGUUCAGCCAUGGAUCUGAACUUUGAACCCAGGGUGACGCCCACGCCGCUGUCGCCCAUCCUGCUGGAGCUGCGCUGGUCUCCGCCGCGGCCGGCCACCUCGUUCGACGGGUUCAACAUCUACAUCUACCGCGACGGAAACUCCACGGAAACGGCCACGGUUGAUGAAAACACUCAUGAGUUCUUCACCGAACUGUCGGAAGCAGGAACGUAUCGGGUUCACGUCACAACGCUCAGCUCGUCUGGAGACUGCGAGGCCCGAGAGAGUUCGGCCGCCACCGGAUUCACCUUCUACCUCAGUCCGUCGGGCGAGUGGAUGGAGCAGCCGCAGGAGCGUCCGCAGGCGGUCAGUGUGAAGAUGCUGGACUCCAGCACGGCCGCCGUGUCCUGGGCUCCGUCGGCUCACAGAUAUAACGGCAGUCUGAUCUCGGUGCUGUCGCUCACCUGCCUGCGGCCCAGCAUCAGCCAGCGCAUGGAGAACACCUACUGCUCUGAGGAGAAUAUCACCAGUGACAUCAUCACCAGCCUGACUCCAGGCGCUCAGUACAGAGUGGUGGUUUAUCACACUAACGGGCCGCUCGUUAGUCCCGCCUCUGAACCCGUCAUCAUUGAUAUAGAGCCGACGGGGGUUCGUGAUCUGGUGGUGUAUCCUCUCAGUCCCACCGCCGUCAUCCUCAGCUGGCAGCGGCCGUAUAACGUGGCCUUCCGGAAGUACGUCCUGCAGACCUUCUUCUUCAACUCGGCCACUCAGACGUCUCAGUGGACGACCUACUACGAGAUCGCCGCCACCGCGUCCGUCAUCGCCUCUGUGAGAGUGACGGAUCUGCUGCCGGCCUGGUACUACAACUUCCGUGUUACGAUGGUGACGUGGGGCGAUCCGCCUCUGAGCUGCUGCGACGGCUCCACCGUGAGCUUCGUCACAGCUCCUGAAGCUCCUCACAUCUCCUCGGUGGAUUAUUCUCACGGGACGCUGUACGUGCGCUGGAACUACGGCGAUCUUUUUACCGACCUGUCGCACUCUCGCAUGCUGCACUGGCAGGUGACGGCGGAGGGCAAGAAGGGCUCCAGGAGACGCUACUCCAUCGACGUGACUCGCAGCAUGAUGAAGGCGUCUCUGGCUCUUCCUCCCGGCGACAUCUAUAAUCUGACGGUCACCGCCUGUACGGAGAGAAGCCGCAACACGUCUGCGCCGCACAUCAUGAAGCUCGAUCCGGCUGCUCCGAAGUCUCUGUACGCGGUCAACGCCAGCGACACGGCCGUCACGCUGCUCUGGACGGAGGAGGGCGUCGUGGACUUCUACCAGAUCGCCUGCAGACCGCUGGGAACCGGCAGAGAUCGCACGAAGGUCCGCGAGCCGCUGGUGACCGCCGCUCAUGUUGUGACCGUCUCGGGUCUGCAGCCGUCCACCUCGUACAACUGCACCGUGACCAGCAGCAGCUACAGCAGCGCCAGCGACCCCGCCUUCAUCACCGUCAGCACCGCAGUCCGCGAGAUGAACCCGAGUGUGGCGGCCAUCUCUGCGCUGGCGGUUCUCAGCGUUCUUCUCAUCAGUCUGCUGGUGCUUUUCCUGCUGGUGUUACGCAAGAAACACAUGGAGCUGAGCCGGGAGUGCGGCGCCGAAACCUUCGUCAACUUCGCCUCGUUCGAGCGGGACGGGAAGCUGCCGUAUAACUGGCGCAGGAGUCUCUUUGCGUUCCUCACGCUUCUGCCAUCCUGCCUUUGGACUGACUAUCUUUUGGCCUUUUAUAUUAAUCCGUGGAGCAAAACUGCACUGAAGAAGAGAAAACUGACCAGUCCAGUUCAGCUCAGUGAUUUUGACGCCUACAUCAAAGACAUGAGCAAAGAUUCAGCGUACAAGUUCUCGCUGCAGUUUGAGGAGCUGAAGAGCGUCGGUCUCGAUCUGUCUCAUGAAGCCGCUGAUCUGCCCGUCAACAGACCCAAGAACCGCUACACCAACAUACUGCCCUAUGAUUUCAGUCGAGUGAAGCUGAUCUCUCUGCACAACGACGAAGGCUCAGAUUACAUCAAUGCAAACUAUAUUCCUGGUUAUAACUCUCCGCACGAGUUCAUCGCCACACAGGGGCCGCUCCCCGAGACCAGGAACGAUUUCUGGAAGAUGGUUCUGCAGCAGAAGUCUCACAUCAUCGUCAUGCUGACCCAGUGUAACGAGCGCAGGAGGGUGAAGUGUGACCACUACUGGCCGUUCACUGAGGAGCCCGUGGCGUAUGGCGAGAUCACGGUCGAGAUGCUGUCAGAGACGGACUCGCCGGAGUGGACCAUCAGAAACUUCAGACUGGGAUAUGCUGACGAAACUCAAGACGUUUUGCACUUUAACUACACGUCGUGGCCUGAUCACGGUGUUCCCACGGUCAACGCCAUCGAGAGCAUCUUACAGUUCGUACAGAUCGUACGGCAGCAGGUCAACCGGACCAAAGGACCGAUCGUCGUCCACUGCAGUGCUGGAGUGGGUCGGACCGGCACGUUCAUCGCUCUGGACCGUCUGAUGCAGCACAUUCAGGAACACGAGUACGUGGACAUCCUGGGCAUGGUGUCGGACAUGCGCUCGCACCGGCUGUCCAUGGUCCAAACGGAGGAGCAGUACGUGUUCAUCCAUCAGUGUGUCAUGCUCAUGUGGAAGAAGAAGAAGCAGCAGUCGCACACGAGCGACGUCAUCUACGAGAACGUCAGCAAGUCCUAAUGAAGUCUGAUUCUCUUCACAUCAGUGUUGACAGACGUGCGACAUCGACACCAGAAACCAACCAACCGGCGGCCUGCAGAGGAGAAUCCUUCACUCAUUUACUCCCAUACAAGCUCUUAUUUAACGACGGAACAAAUCAAAUGCCUUAAACAAGCUGCCUCGUUCUCCCGGACCGACGGAGAGCGCGGCAGCAGGACUGACGCCGAAGCUCCGGCGCUCGCGGUUCCAUCAGCAUCUAGUCUUUAGUUUGUGUGUGAAUCUCAGGAUCAUCUGCUGGACGCGUCUGCGCUUGUUUUAGGCCGGUGUAAAGUGUGUUUUGUGAGUUUAUAUCGCACUCUGUCUGUAAUAGAGUUAGUUUUCACAUCUUCAGAGGACGCCAUGCGGUCCAAAAACAUCAUUUUCGGAAGCAAAAUCCACCUGUCGGCAUGCUAAUGGACCUUUAAUCUCUUAUCACUGCCACACACAGACGCCGCCACGCUCGAUCCGCUUCCGUCAUAAAGGAACGAAAGAGGGAUUUUCCGAACAGACCUCAGCUGUACGGACACACGCGUCCGUGGGUUUUGCACUGAUCAUAUCUGUUACUGUACCGCUGUAGAGAGGCCGACGGUAGCUGCGCUUUCUGUGACUGUGGAUUGUGUGUUUUAGCCUGUGAUUUCUGCAAAAGUUUCAUCAGCUGGAACCGCUGAGCUCCGGCGACUUUACCUGCAAACACUGGAUUGUCACUGGCGCUGGGCUGUCGACUCAUUCCAGUGGCAUUUGCACAAAACUGGUGAGGCCGCUGCGGUCGGUCGGACUGAAUGUGAGCGUCCAGCAGCUUGUAUAUCAUCACUGCUGAAUCUGACACUGAUUCCACAUGUCGUGUUCUGUGAACGUUGCAUGCUGCAAAAUGAAAGACGUGAGAUUAGUGUCAUCUUUAGGUUUAGACUCGAGCUCAGAGCUUCAAUCUGGAGUCCCAGCUAACAGGGAACGUUCUCUCAACGUUAUAAACAAACGUUCUUCCAGUAUUGUUAAUAUAACGUUCAUUCAAAGUUAUCUGGUCUUUGAUAAUUGUUCCCAGAACGUUCUGGCAAGGUUCUCUCAAUGUUAUGAACGAACGCUCUUCCAGUAACGUUAAAAGAACGUUCGUUCAAUGUUAUCUGAUCUUUAAUAAUGUUCUCAGAACGUUCUGGCAAGGUUAUCUCAACCUUAUGAACAAACGUUCUUCCAGUAACGUUAAAAGAACGUUCGUUCAAUGUUAUCUGAUCUUUGAUAAUUGUUCCCAGAACGUUCUGGCAAGGUUCUCUCAAUGUUAUGAACGAACGCUCUUCCAGUAACGUUAAUAGAACGUUCGUUCAAUGUUAUCUGAUCUUUAAUAACGUUCUCAGAACGUUCUGGCAAGGUUAUCUCAACCUUAUGAACAAACGUUCUUCCAGUAACGUUAAAAGAACGUUCGUUCAAUGUUAUCUGAUCUUUAAUAAUGUUGUGGCAAGGUUCUCUCAAUGUUAUGAACGAACGUUCUUCCAGUAACGUUAAUAGAACGUUCGUUCAAUGUUAUCUGAUCUUUAAUAACGUUCUCAGAACGUUCUGGCAAGGUUAUCUCAACCUUAUGAACAAACGUUCUUCCAGUAACGUUAAAAGAACGUUCGUUCAAUGUUAUCUGAUCUUUAAUAAUGUUGUGGCAAGGUUCUCUCAAUGUUAUGAACAAACGUUCUUCCAGUAACGUUAAAAGAACGUUCAUUCAAUAUUAUCUGAUCUUAAAUAACGUUCUCAGAACGUUCUGGCAAGGUUAUCUCAACGUUAUGAACAAACGUUCUUCCAGUAACGUUAAAAGAACGUUCGUUCAAUGUUAUCUGAUCUUUAAUAAAGUUCUCAGAACGUUCUGGCAAGGUUCUCUCAAUGUUAUGAACAAACGCUCUUCCAGUAAUGUUAAAAGAACGUUCGUUCAAUGUUAUCUGAUCUUUAAUAAUGUUCUCAGAACGUUCUGUCAAGGUUCUCUCAACGUUAUGAACAAACAUUCUUCCAGUAACGUUAAUAGAACGUUCGUUCAAAGUUAUCUUUGAUAAUGUUCUCAGAAUGUUCUGGCAAGGUUCUCUCAACGUUAUGAACGAACGUUCUUAACAUUAAUAGUUCAAAGUUAUCUGUUCUUUAAUAAUGUUCUCAGAACAUUAACAUCUAUACAUAGUUCAAGAAGCGUUUAAUUCUAAAACGUUUUUAAAAUGUUCUUUUUUUUCCCAGAAAGUUCAGAGAACGUUCAAAAGUAACAUUCCGGAAGAAUGGUAAAAUUGAAUGUUUCCUCAACGUUCGAACAUUUUUAAAUAUUUAAAAUAUUUUAGGGGAACAAAAACGUUGUUCUUGUUAGCUGGGCGUUAUUUUCACAUUUGCCUGUUCUGUCAAACACACGAGUGAGUUUACAAUGUCUCGAGUUUACAGGCAAACAGACGCCUUUCCCUCAUCUGAGAUAUGAGUUUUAUAAUAUCAACUAGGCACUGAGCUGUAAAUACUGUUAAUUUCGAGAAGAAAGGACAAAAGAAAUGCUGUACUGUGUCAAAUGAACUGGUUUAUUAUGAUCAGAACGAAACUCGGGAUUCGGAGCGGACGAGCCUCUUCACUUGGUCAGUUUUGUUUAGUUUGUGUCCAGGUCAAACUCGUUUGUCUUUUGGUGCCAUUCUUGUGUAUUGUGUGACUUCAAGUAGCCGAGCAAUCCACAAUCGCCAUCACAGAGUUUAAUGUGUGUUUGUUUGGAAAAAAUAAACGUUUGAAUACAUAUUCCUAUGAGCUGGA